GGCGUGAAGACAGCGGGCGGCCUGGCGUCUGUCUUGACGCUGGGAUUCAAUCCUGAGGAACAGAGCCAAGGGGUGUCACGACUGUGUUUGAGACUUGGCGCCCUCGAGGUCGUCCGUUGUCGACCUCUGGCUUGUCUGGCGAUCCGCAAGGGCCAAUCGAUCGAUGUGCCGGGGUACGGUGGGAAGGCAAAGAAGCUUCCGUCAUCGCCCCACUUUUUCUAGUUUCCUAGGCGAUCCAUGCUUUCCCUAUGAUGCUUCCUCGCCAACCGCCAUCCUCCCAUUGCUGCUGUUGCCAGUCUGUCGAUCGCUUGGAAUUUAUUGCCUACAUACGACUGCCGCUCCGAAGUCCCCGGCCUGUUGUAAAAAGCUGGUCUUCUCCACCCAAAGUUUCCCAUCUUUCUUUGUCUUUCAACAGCCAACUUGUUGAUCCCACCAAAAAUCAAUAGCUUGCAUCUGGCCUCGCCUCCCUCGAAUCGAGUUAUCGAGAGCUACGAGACACUUUUAUUGCAGUCGCA
Messenger RNA from Canariomyces notabilis, 515 nucleotides. RefSeq lists its product as uncharacterized. Lineage: Eukaryota; Fungi; Ascomycota; Sordariomycetes; Sordariales; Chaetomiaceae. The record is from RefSeq and is a predicted model, not a curated record. Bases 164 to 427 code for a protein of 87 amino acids. The transcript has a single exon.